Messenger RNA from Hypomesus transpacificus, 2320 nucleotides. Its product is annotated as GTP cyclohydrolase 1 feedback regulatory protein-like. NCBI's taxonomy places the organism in Eukaryota, Metazoa, Chordata, Actinopteri, Osmeriformes, Osmeridae. The record is from RefSeq and is a predicted model, not a curated record. Gene Ontology annotation, biological process: negative regulation of biosynthetic process. The coding region runs from base 822 to 1088 and encodes 88 amino acids. Gene Ontology annotation, molecular function: GTP cyclohydrolase binding. The transcript is spliced from 3 exons. Gene Ontology annotation, cellular component: nucleus; cytoplasm.
ACAGCAAGAGCACGGCAGGAACAUUCCAGAGCAUGUAAACAGCAAACUCAUAGGGAACAUGGAUUAAAGAUCACAGAGAAUGCAGAAACACGGAGGGAAAAGAAAGCCAGGGGAUAGCCUACAGAGAACACCAAAAGCGAAGGUAACAGGAACAUAGGGAUACCAUCGGAAAAUGUGUCAUAACUACCUGUAUGUCCCUAGUCUGUGUUAUUGUGGUUGCAAAAACUAAAUUAAAUACGGAUAUUAAAGAUUGUAUCCAGCUAUGGUGGCUCCACAUGACAGGAUAUUAAUUUCUUUAUCAGGCAUCAUUUUUUCAUUAAAAAAGAAAAGAAAUAGACUAUGAUGUGUGUUUCCUGUCUAUCUUUUUGUAUUAGAACAUGCUUUUGGUAUUAACUCUAACUCGAGCAGUUUACCUAUUGUAAUGUACAACUUUAAGUAGCCUAUCCAGCAUGACAUCCAAUACACUGUAUCCAGAAUUACAUUUUUGAAUUGCUAUUGAUGAUUAGACAUGUAAUUGUUCUUGAUAAUAUUUUUUGUCAUUUGAUAUUUAUAAAUAUAGUAGGGCAUUUGAGUAACAUAUUUUCCAUUCAAUAAUUAAUAUCAAUCAUUUAUAAUAGUUCAGUAAUGGAUUCAAUGUGAACACCUACCUCACGCUUUUGGUGUGAGCUUUUUACGCCCUCUUCAGCUCCCUCAUGGUAAGGCAUCAACUUCUGAGCCCUGCCCAGUGCCGACUGACUAACCUACACUCAGUAGUUAUACAGCUAACAAACCACACAGGCUCCGAGGAAUAAUCCAAGGAGACUCAAAGUAUUUUUUCAAAGAUGCCAUAUGUUCUGAUCAGCACAUUACUGCGUCUGGAGACAGGUCCAACCAUGGUUGGUGAUGAAUCCUCCGACCCCGCUAUCAUGAACUACCUGGGAGCCAAAAAGACCAAUGCAUUGGGUAACAACUUUUCUGAGUACCAUGUUGAGGAGCCUCCCCGGGUGGUCAUGGAUAAACUGGAAAAGAUGGGCUUCUCUGUGAUCAGCAUGACUGGUGUGGGACAAACCCUGGUCUGGUGUCUGCACAAGGACAUCAGCCCUAUGUGACGGAAGCUUCAGUCAAAUGCCACUAGAGGGAGCCACAGCAAUUCCCCGUAGGGACACCAUCACAAAAGCACACCUGUUCUUCUGAGCAUGUGAAACCUUAAUCUUUACUGUUUACUCCCAGCAUCUAACUCAAGCAAGUCAGCAAAUACUGUAUAAUGUAUGCAUGUCUAAAUUGCCUGUUACUGACAAUUCAUAUUUCUAAUUGGAUUACGUUUAAUUGUAUAUGUAAUACUGUACUUGUUUCGCUUGUAGCCUACACAGUAUAGUAGGUAGUGCAUACAGUAUAGUACAGUCAUUUGAACUAAAACACUGUGUUAUAUGUCAAUGUAAUGUCAUGUAGAUACAGUCCAGUGACUCUCUAUUGGAGAAUCCUCCAGAAAAUACCAAGGUUGAGUGCAGAUUACCAUCCAAACCUUCAUCUUGAACCUUUUUACAGAUGUUUCCCCUACAAGGACAAAUAAACUGUGUGGAUUUCAAUGGAUGAGAACAAUAAAUCUAAUUAGCACAUCACUGCAUUGGUAUUUUGUUGCUCAAGAAUGUUUGAGAGAGGAGCAUUUGACUUUAAGCUUCAUGUGUACUUACUACCUCGUUGUUAUGAUCAGUGACCUAUGCUCUUUUGUAAAGCUCUCUCUUGGAAGUCGCUUUGGAUAAAAGCAUCUGCUAAAUAUAUAAAUGUGAAUGUGUACGAUACUUCUUAUGGUAUUUCCUGUCCCCUUUGUUUGUACCAGGAACUGGUUAUAUUUGGUUUUAGAGGAUGGAAGAGCUGCAUGGCCGACACUUUGUGUUUAGGAUGUGCUGAUCCACUGUGGUUGAGAGAGUACCUUCAAAACAAUUACCUGGUGAAUGUAUUUUGAUUAUAUGACAAAUAAUCACAUAAUCAAGUUCAUAAUCAAAAUAAUUGUAACUUAAACUCAACUGUUACUGUCAUAUGCUAUUGUUCCCAAUGUCAAAUAUAUAUGAGAGUGAGGGCUUUGUUUGCAUGUGUCUUCCACAGUGUACAUGAACCAUGAGAAGAAUGUUGUUAUUUACCAUGAGCCAGGUCAUAGCUCCAUCACACAUGUUUUUCUCCAUGUUUCAAAAUCCCAAGGAUUUGAUGUGUCACAAAUGAGGAAGCCACUGUGAUAAAGAGGGUUUCAACGAAUUCCAGGAGCACAGAGGAUGUUGGAUGUUGGAAGGUUGUUUGGUUACACAUUUCAGCCAAAAAUGUAAGCCGAUGACGGAUAACAACAGAA